Physcomitrium patens is the source of this 846-nucleotide messenger RNA. The record is from RefSeq and is a predicted model, not a curated record. Lineage: Eukaryota; Viridiplantae; Streptophyta; Bryopsida; Funariales; Funariaceae.
AUGCUGCACGAUCUGAGUUGCAAUGCAAAAGUCCCGCACAUGGAAUGGAAUGCAUUCGAGGAAGUUGGAUCCAUCAGGGCAUCAAAGGAAGCAGCCGGAUCUAUCGAGGAGUCAAAGAAGAAGUUGUCCGAAAAACUCAACGCCCAUGCGGGGAAAUCUAAACCUGCUAAAGAAAUAUGGUGUAAGCUUCGUCACCUGUCCAAACGCGAAAUCUCGAAAGCUGAAGAUGCCUGGAAGAAAGGUUUCAGACGUUACUUCGAUCCUACGGAAGAAGAGAUGAACGGGGCGCGAGAAUCAUUGGCAAAGCAUGGACUAGAUACCAUGAACGACGAGCUCAAGGCAGCAGCAGGCGGUGUACUUGAUCGGAUGAUGGAUAGGUUCCUUCAGAGUUUCAAUUUCGAUGAAUAUAAUCACACAAGACAAUGGGUCUGGAAACAUGACAUCGAUACUAUCGUUCGCAAGGCGAAGUCUGAAUCUUUGGGGAUCCUUAAAGUGUUGGUUGCUUCCAGAUGGAACGAGAAUGAUGCCGGAGUUGACAAUGAGAUUGUCGAAGACAAAGAUUGCGUUGAUGUUGACUCCCUGAGCCCUUUGGUGGUCGAACCCGAGAAUUUUCUCGGAAAAGUCAAGACAUUUUUUAAGGGGACCCAAACCCCUCAACAGAGGCGGGAAGAAGCGAUGCUUAAGCUCUCCACAAUUGGACGCUGGUGCAAUGUCUCUGAUAGCGAUACACUGAUCACUCCGUUACAGUUCAAGUCCAAGUGGGAGUCAUUUGAAAAUCAAAUCAGACUCUCCAUCUCCCAGGCUAAGACACAGCAGAAAGAGGCAAAAAAUCGAUGGAAAAUAUAG